Molecule: messenger RNA, 1869 nt
Organism: Lactuca sativa (garden lettuce)
Lineage: Eukaryota; Viridiplantae; Streptophyta; Magnoliopsida; Asterales; Asteraceae
Product: aluminum-activated malate transporter 10
Biological process (GO): malate transport
Source: RefSeq, a predicted model, not a curated record
GGUUCCAAGCUUGUUGUGCAUCUCUUCUCCUAAGUCGAUUUCAGCUUUAGUGGUGAAACCAAAAACGUUAUAGCAGUGAAUGGGAGCGAAGCUACAGGUGUACGAGUCUUGAAGGUUGCAGGGGUAGCUAAACAUUAAAACAUGGCAACAUGGUUGGAAAUGGCGGGGGCGUCUAAAUCUAAUAAUGGAGGAGUAGCACAUGUAGAAUGGAAGGUAAAUGUGGGAAAAAGUUCAUCAGAUGAUGGUUUAGUUGCAGAGGAGGCCGGGGUAGGGGUAGCUAAAAGAAUGCAUGGGCAGAUUAUGCAGUGUUUGGUAAAGAUUGGGGUUUUUUUUGACAAGGCUAGGGAAAUUGCAGCAACUGAACCAAAGAAAGUGAUCCACUGUGUGAAAGUAGGGAUUGCUCUUUCUCUGGUCUCACUUUUGUAUUACAUGAGACCACUCUAUGAUGGUGUUGGUGGAAAUGCAAUGUGGGCCGUCAUGACCGUUGUUGUAGCUCUCGAAUACUCUGUUGGUGCAACGAUAGCUAAAUCCUUUAAUCGAGUAGGUGCAACUUUCCUAGCAGGCUCUAUAGGGCUUGGUGUGCAUUGGAUGGCAAAUCAAUGUGGACACCAACUCGAACCACUCGUCCUUCAACUUUCAAUAUUCAUUGUAGCUUCAGUAGCUACUUUCUCUAGAUUUAUACCAUCGGUGAAAGCUCGAUUCGAUUACGGAGCCAUGAUAUUCAUCCUGACAUUCAGCUUUGUGUCCAUGUCUGGUUAUCGAGUGGAUAAACUGUUGGAUCUAGCUAGAAACAGAGUCUCCACCAUUGCCAUUGGAACCUCCCUUUGCAUUUUGACAAGCAUGUUCUUCUAUCCAGUUUGGGCUGGCAAAGACCUUCACGACCUGAUUUAUCAAAACCUAGAAAAGCUUGCAGAUUCCUUGGAUGGGUGUGUAACAGACUACUUCAACGGGGAAAGUUUUGAUAGAAAACUGGAGGGUUACAAAUGUGUGCUUAAUUCAAAGGCAACAGAAGUGGCUAAGGCCAACUUUGCUAGAUGGGAGCCUGCUCAUGGACCUUUCAAGUAUGGACAUCCAUGGAAACAAUACCUCAAAAUUGGUGCCUCCAUGCGCACUUGUGCUUACUGCAUCGAGACUCUCAGAGGUUAUAUCAGUUCUGAGGUUUCAGGGAUGCAGGUACCAGAGUUGCUAAAGGAUCAUAUGAAGGAAAUAUGCAUGACACUAAGCUCAUCCUCUUCAAAAGUGUUAAGAGAAUUAGCUAUAACAAUGGAGAGCAUGAGAAAGUCAACUAAAACGGAUAUUUUGGUACAUGAGAUGAACUUUGCAGUUGAAACUUUCCAGAAUGUGUUGAAAGAUUUAUCCAACCAAGCAGUAGUCUUGGUGCCUACUACUACUACUACUACUACUACUACUGUAUCAAAUGAAGAAAAUUCAAGAAAUUGCAAACCUGAACCUGAAUUAGUACCAAUAAUGAAGAUUUUUCCAAUGGCUACAAUGGCAUCAUUGUUAAUAGAGAUUGCAGAGCGGGUGGAAGGAAUUGUUGUUCAAGUAGAGGAGAUGGCAGCACAAGCUCAAUUUGACAACUUUGUUGUUAUCAACAACACGAAGAAAAAUAAAGGAACCAAACCUUCAAAUCAUCAUCAUCAUCAUGUAGAUGUAAUCAUCACAAGCUUUCAGUACCGUUUGGCUCUCUAGCCAAAACUUUGUAAGGACGUUUCUAAUAAAUAAAACUUAUCUAUUCUACAGAGAUUUUUGAACGACUGAUCUGAAUCAUAUUUCACAUUUUGACUAGACUCUAGAGAUGAUGAUAACUGAUAUUUGAUAAUGAUACUUGUUCGCAUCAACAAACAAACAAACAAACAAACAAACAAA